CGCGGGCUCCGCCCCCGCUGGGCACCUGAGGACUCAGGCGAGCGCUUUGCAGUGUCCGCACCAAGCUGCUCCGGAGCCAUCGCUGUGUGCACCGUCGCCCGCCUCGCGAAUAACAAAAGAUCCUGGAAAAGUUGAAGAAGAUAAAGUAUAUUCAGUAUCCAGAUCAGGAGAUUAACAGACCAGGAAAUGCACAAUUUUGAGGACGAGUUAACGUGUCCCAUUUGUUAUAGUAUCUUUGACGAUCCUCGUGUACUACCAUGCUCUCAUACAUUUUGUAGAAACUGUUUGGAAAAUGUUCUUCAGGCAUCUGGUAACUUUUACAUAUGGAGACCUCUGCGAAUCCCACUCAAGUGUCCUAACUGCAGAAGUAUUAUUGAAAUUGCUUCGACUGGCAUAGAAUCCUUACCUGUAAACUUUGCAUUAAGAGCAAUUAUUGAAAAGUACCAGCAAGAAGACCACCCAGAUGUUGUCACCUGCCCUGAACAUUACAGGCAACCAUUAAAUGUUUAUUGUCUACUAGAUAAAAAAUUAGUUUGUGGCCAUUGUCUUACUAUAGGUCAACAUCAUGGCCAUCCUAUAGAUGACCUUCAAAGUGCCUAUCUGAAAGAAAAGGAUACGCCUCAGAAGUUGUUUAAACAGUUAACCGACACACACUGGACAGAUAUCACUCGCCUUAUUGAAAAGCUUGAAGAACAGAAAUGUCAUUCUGAGAAAAUAGUUCAAGGUGAUAAGGAAGUUGUUCUCCAGUAUUUUAAGGAGCUUACUGAUACGUUAGAACAGAAAAAGAAAAAUUUUCUGGCAGCUCUCUGUGAUGUUGGCAAGAUGAUUAAUCAAGAAUACACUCCAGAGAUUGAAAGAAUGAAGGAAAUAAGAGAACAACAACUUGAGUUAAUGACAAUGACUACAUCUUUACAAGAUGAAUCUCCACUUAAAUUUCUUGAAAAAAUUGAUGAUGUUCGCCAACGUGUGCAGAUGUUGAAACAGAGACCACUUCCUGAGGUCCAGCCUGUUGAAAUUUAUCCUCGAGUAAGCAAUGUAUUAAAAGAAGAGUGGAGCAGAACAGAAAUUGGACGCAUUAAGAAAGCUGUCAUCCCUGAAAUGAGAAUCUCUUCAAAAAGGAUGCCAUGUUCCUGGCCUGAUAAGGAUGAAAAAGAAAUGGAAUGUUUUAAAAUUUUAAACAUUGCUAUAGUUUCACUAAUUUCAGUGAUACUAAUGCUGAUACUCCUUUUCAACCAUCACAUAAUAACCUUCUUAAAUGAAAUUACUUCCAUAUGUUUCUCUGAAGUCUUUCUCUCUGUUUACCAAAGUUUAUCUAAGAACUUAUAUGACUUAAAAAACACAGUAUGCUACACUUUAUAUUUGUUAAAGGAAUUUAUGUGGAAAAUAGUGUCUUGCUGAAAACCUAAUUUACCAGUUUCAUGUAGGUGUAUUCUGUAUAGCAGAGGCUAAGUAUUGGUUGGUAGAUCGAAAGGUCAGGGUGGCCUAAGGAGCAAAUAAACAUCUUUACAUCUGUUCCAACAGACACACAGAAAUACAACAGGCUUCCCAAGGUGGGGUAGAAGUGGUCGGAAAGGAGACAUCUGAAAUGCAACUCAAAUCAAAUUAGAAAACAAGUUUUGUUUUGAGUAUUACUACUAUACCUUGCUUUUAUUGGCUUACUAGUCAAUGCUUUAUUCUGUUUAGUGUUUUAACUGUUACAUGCUACAGUGGUUAACUUUGCAGUUCUUUGUAUAUGUAGAUGUAAGAUUAUAAAAAAUGACAAGCUCCUUGAGGUCCACAAGCCUAGUUUGAUAGGAUUUGAAGCUUUUCAAUGUAUAGAUGGAGAUGACAUAUACGUUGUUUAAAAAAUCUAGGCCAGGAUUGUCUAAACACCUUUUUUGGUCAAUUAAUAGAUUUCAGAGCAUUCAUCCCAAGUAGUGCUGCUUGCUGCUUUUGGAUAAAUCAUCUGUGUUUAGCACGGAGUUCAAUUCAGCCUUGAGAUCAGUGAGGUCUCAAAAACCAACCAACCAACAAGUUACAGAGCUAGAGCCCCUGCCUGGGCUGCUGAGCCCCCUGCCUGGGCUGCUGGCUCCAGCGCUGCACAGCAGACCAAGUAUGCAUUUGAUUUUGUAGUGUUUUAACCUUCUUUUUAGAUGACAAUUAUAUGAAACGUAUAUUAAGACAAUCAUGUUGAUGUGAUUCAUUUAAUAGGUUUGCUAUCAUGUAUGCUAUAUUCAUCUUAAAAUGGGCUCACCCUGUAGCUCACGUACUAGGGUUUCAAGUAUGAGCUGCCACUAUAUCUGUUUAGUCUUGAAAAGAGGUCAUUAAGUUGGAACCUUUAAUUUUUGAUAGGGACAACCAUGAUGCAUGUGGUAGAACUUUGGUUCACUGCCAUUGAAAUUGAAAAACAUUCCAGAAACCCCAAAUGAGGUGCUCUUGAAUUAUCACCUCUGGACCUUAUUUCAAAUAUCACUAAGUCCACUUAUCAGAAUCAGAUUUUAUCUAACAGUUACUAUAUACUGAGGCCAUUUUGAAGUUGAGAAAGAAUGGUCAGUUUUUAACAGAUACCUGUCAUUGUGUUACUUUUUUAAAUGUAAAUAUUAGCAGGUGAAGAAUAUUAGCUAAGACAUUUUUCAAGGGGUUACUAACUUUGUAUAGAUGAGGAAAUAAAGUAACGAAGUGCAGUGUUGGUGUUAGCAGGUGGGAGAGAAACUGAAACUUCUAUUUUAGUGUAAGACAGCAUAUACCCAGUAUUACCUUUAGGCUUUGUAUUGAUAUACUUGUUUUAUAUUUUUACCAGGAGGUUGAGUUUGUACAACUUAAAAUGCAUACAUUUGGAAAUUCUGGGUUUUAUAUGUAACAGUAUAUUUUAAUAAACUUGAUAUUUUAUUGAAAGUGGUGGCAUAA
Rattus rattus (black rat) is the source of this 2886-nucleotide messenger RNA. RefSeq names its product tripartite motif containing 59 (gene Trim59). Gene Ontology annotation, molecular function: zinc ion binding. Gene Ontology annotation, cellular component: centrosome; cilium; intraciliary transport particle B. Bases 187 to 1398 code for a protein of 403 amino acids. The transcript is spliced from 3 exons. NCBI's taxonomy places the organism in Eukaryota, Metazoa, Chordata, Mammalia, Rodentia, Muridae. Gene Ontology annotation, biological process: cilium assembly. The record is from RefSeq and is a predicted model, not a curated record.